Molecule: messenger RNA, 948 nt
Organism: Phytomonas sp. EM1
Lineage: Eukaryota; Euglenozoa; Kinetoplastea; Trypanosomatida; Trypanosomatidae
Source: the annotation of a GenBank genome assembly
AUGUUGUCUUCUACAGAUUCCAAUCUGACACCACAGGUAGCCUACUCCAGCACACAGGCUUGCAUCCAGUCUUUUGUCCGAGACCUACAAAAUUACGACCAGCAACUUAGCAAGCUGUUGGACAAUUUACAAGGAAUGGUAAACGAUGUGGAGUGCCUCCAUCGGCAUUAUGAUAAGGUCACCAAGGAGAAAGAUUGUCUUGAUACGAUAUUGAAAAAGUCAGAGGAUAACAUCCGGGGUGUUCGACGCAUUGUCGGCCGCUAUAGUAUCGUCAAGGAUGCCGUUGUCGCAAGCGACGGGUUUACAUAUGAACGGAAUAUUAUAACGGAGUAUAUCGAAAGCUGCAAGAAGAGUGGUACCACACCCAUAUCUCAUCAAACGAAUGAACCCAUAACAUCUCUCCUAAUUCCCAAUCGCUCUCUGAUGAAAUUGCUGGACGGUCUCACAGAGUUACUCAGCACCGACACUGCACAUUACCAGUCUGAGGGAGGCGAUAAUGCUCCAAACCAGCUCAGUACCAUCGAUGCCAAGGGUGAUGCACCCUCUAUAGCGGCAGGGGCAGGUACAACCAGUAGCCCAUCUGCCAAUCAGGAUUCAAGUGUGGGAGGAAACAACAACAACAACACCAAUCGGAGUACUGCUGAAGUGAACGCUCUUGGGGAGCGUUUACAUCCGUGCAUUCGAGUCUACGGCUUCUGCAAUUACAAGGGCGGUUGCUCGUAUGCCAAGUACCCGUAUGAUGCUUGUCUUUCUAACCUAAAGGGCAGGUGUCGCUUCCGCAAUCAUUGCCACGAGCGGCAUGUUGAAUUCUGUGGCCCGCUUGAUGACUAUGGUAGACCUAUUAGCGAACCCAGUAACAACACCAACAACUACAGUAUCAUUCAGAAUGCUUCUAGUACUGUAGAGGACACUAUGACUGCGCAGAAGGAGAAGGCUGAGUCACAUUAG